AUGAGCCAGUUUCAACCGGGAGUUGUCGUGGGGAAGAAACGGAAAUGGGACAUGGCAACUUUGGGCCCCGAUAUUUCAGGAGCUCGGGCCGAGUUCGACAGGAUUGGUAUAACGACUUUGGACGAAAGUCUUCGCCAUAUCAAUGAGGGUGACAGUCUUCGCCAGCUCAGCUCGGCUCACAUUGACCUAUCUGCACCCCCAAUCUCGAUGCAGUCGUCUAUAACAUUACCUCGCCUGGCCAACAUGGCCGAUCCCAUUAAUCCUGGCAGCACUCCGAACAUGUUAUCGGAUGAAAUAUACUUCGAUCCCGGAGAAGGGCAAACCCAAGGUUUUGACUUGCUACAAGAUUUUGAUGCUCCUAUCCUUCAGAUUAUGAACAGCGUCCCAGCAUUAACGACCAGAUGGGCGGCACAAGACGAUAUUGUAGAUAUAAACACAGAAGUUGCAGCCUACCAUGAACAAUGA
Penicillium angulare is the source of this 465-nucleotide messenger RNA. RefSeq lists its product as uncharacterized. The transcript has a single exon. NCBI's taxonomy places the organism in Eukaryota, Fungi, Ascomycota, Eurotiomycetes, Eurotiales, Aspergillaceae. The coding region runs from base 1 to 465 and encodes 154 amino acids. The record is from RefSeq and is a predicted model, not a curated record.